This is a messenger RNA of Temnothorax curvispinosus, 7126 nucleotides long. RefSeq lists its product as uncharacterized. The record is from RefSeq and is a predicted model, not a curated record. NCBI's taxonomy places the organism in Eukaryota, Metazoa, Arthropoda, Insecta, Hymenoptera, Formicidae. The transcript is spliced from 3 exons. The annotation marks the transcript as partial.
UCCAGUAUAGUAUAUAUUCACUGACGGGACGUUGGGGGACGUCAAGGAAUCAUAUUACGAAGGGAACGAACUGACGAACUACGAAGUAAUCCGUGCUAUGAGCAGGUAGAAGGAUCUCUCGAUCCUUCUACGGGCUACAGGGUCUGGUUUAGUCUAAGGUCUAGUCUAAACAUUCUGCAGAUAAAGGCGACGAUUGGAAUCCUUUAUCGUUUAUCUUUUUAAUUUUAUUGCGUGGUUUUUGUUGGCUUAUAUCAACAAACGAUUGCGUCACUCAGGUUUAGAGAGGGAAAAAGUCUAAUGUGAAGGAAGAUCCAGAUUUCACAUUUUCGCGAAAGAAAUCGAUUCCGACCAGCGAUAGUAGUGUAAGUGAUAUCUGGAUAAUGAACGCGAAAGGCAUGGUGUAGAUCAAUCAAGCUUCUUAUUCCGGCUUAUUAUCGUUACCGUCGCACGCGUCGCGAUGUCAGUGUGCGCGAAACGAGACGCGCGUUGCGUCAGUUGCGUGAGAAACGAAACGGAGAGUACGGAGACGAGAAAUCGUUGCUGCGAGCUUUUCGAGCACGUGACACACGAUUGUAAACAUCUGAAGCUGACGUUUUCAUGGAUCUUCGCGCAAAAACUACAAGGUUUACUUCAGGAUUCGAUCAGCGGCUACAUUUGCCGAGGAUGUCGCCGCGAAUCGUAUAAGCUGAAGGACAAUCUACAGAAACUAGGACUAUCAAAGCGGAAAAUACGAAAAGGACUGGUACAGCUAGCAAUCAAACCGUACGUGGUUCUUAGACGACUGUCAGUUUCCUUAUCUUGCGAAAACAACUUGUUGCAAUCAUCGCACAGUAGUAAUCAAAAUUUGCUUCCGUUCCACGAGGAAAAAACGGAAAGUGAACACAGAGAUGAUGCUAAAAAGAAGCGACGAGCAGGGAAUUUACAAGAUAUGUCUCAACAGUCCGACACACAAAUUCCAAGUGUUGUAGCUGGAACUGCAGCAUCGAUCGACGCAAAGGACGCUAGUGAAACUUGUCAAAGUAAAAUCCAGGAAUGUGAUUUAUCCAGAAGAGAAUCGUCAAACGGCACUAUACAGGAUUUUACUCCAAAACCAGAAAAGGAUUCUCAUAUCGAUGUUACAUCAACAGAUCGCAGAGAUAUUUCUGCGGAAAGAUCAGAUAUUGAAACAGCAUCUAGCUCUUCCUCGUUGAAAGACGAAUCGCUAAGAAAAGAAGAAACACAGAAUUUUGCUCACAAAAAAUAUCUUUUAUGGAAAAUUUUUUCUUGUUCCGAAAGUAAGACUGUCCCGAAAAAUAAAUCUAUUUCUAUUUCUGCAAAAGAGGAGAAUAUAUCCGUUAGCCAGGAAUGUUCUUCGUCAGGAACUAAAUCACUAGAUACAACUGUGCCGAUUCGAUUGAAGAAACGCCAUUUUGACUCUAGAAGGAACAUCGAUUCCUCAGAAGAUGACGAUAUUUUUGUAGGAGAGCAUAAGGAAAAGAAAAGAAGUAAAAUAGAAGUAAAGCAAGUAUUCACCUCAGCAAAAAACACUGUAAUUUCCACAAGCACCGAAAAAUACGAUGUUACGCACAAUGUUACACUAGACAAAAACAUAGAAGAUGUAGCAUCGUUAUGUAAACGUGGGAGUAUACCUAACAAUUUGAAGGAAAAUAUAGAAAGCAAAGUCUCGGCAAAAGAACACCACAUAGAGAAUUCUUCAUUAAUUGCCGAUACAGAAAACAGUAGCAAAAGUGCAGAAUCUAGCAAAGAUAUACCGUCCAUGGUUGAAAUAAAUUUAGAUGAAAAUGUUGAUUUAGCGCAAUACAAAAAUAUGCAAAAUUAUGUAACAUCAAAUUCGGAAUUGCCAAUCGCAUCUGCACAUGAAUCAACAUCGUACGAUGGCAAGGAAGACGGCUGUGACAUGUCGCAAAAUGUUGGAAAUUUAUUAUUAACAAGUAAUGAUAACGUUACGAAAGAUGAAAAGACAACUGAUCUGUUUUCAGUGACGACAUCGACAUCAGGAGGAAAUUCUUCGGAAAGAAGACAGGACGAAUAUUUUUCCACGCGAACGACAAAUUCGUCUAAAUCUUCAAGCAAUUCAAAUUACUACGAUGAUAAUCACGCGUCGGACAGUCAUUCAGCAGAUGACGAUAACAGUAGCGAUAUGGAAAUAGAAAUAAAAAUAAAAUCUAAAUUAAAAUUUCCGGUAUCGCGGAAGUUUUCACAAAGCUCUCUAAAAGAAACUUGGUCUCUCCUUGAUAAACUUCUUCAGAUGGAUCAUAAAACAUCUGAAAGGUCCAAGCGCAGGUGCACGAGUAGAAGCCCAGAAAAUAAUAUACCGUUAGAUAAUAAUGAAAAUGUUAUUGUUGAGACUGAAGGUUGUGAUUUCGUAUGUGAUUCUAAUCUUACUACUACUACUACUACUACUACUCCUACUACUACUACUACUACUACUACUACUACUACUACUACUACUACUACAACUACUACUACUAGUACUAAAGAUAAUGUAAAUAAUUCUCAACAACGACAAAAUUUUCAAGAGUAUCCAAUUUUAAACGAAAGUAGAAACGCGAUGGAUCUUAAUCAAAGAGGAAGGGAUGAAUGUCUAUCAAUGCAAUAUAUCAAUGCAAUAACAACUGAGAAUUGUCCUGAAUCAAAUAAAGUUGCGUGUGAUACGUCUGAUUUCGGAGCACAGCUACAAAAGACUCCCACGGACAACAAACAAAAGACUGAUGAAGAACAAAAUUCUCAAAAUAAUGCUACUUUAGAGGAAACUGGAAAUACGGGACAUAGUCGAGGAAAAGAGAACGAACAUAUAUCGUCUAUCAAGCGGAAGAAAACACAGAUGGCGACUGAAAACAGUUCUGGGUCAGUUAAAGCUGCAUACGACACUCUUAAUGUAAAAGGACUGUUCCUAAGGACUUCUUUGGAUAUGACACACAGCAAAGCACGAUCUAUUGAGAAGUUUAGUUAUCCAUACGUCGCGAAAUCUACGAGUCUCAAUGCAUCGGCUCCAUCAAACAGAGCAUGCUCAACAUUCUGUCAGUCAGAACCUCUUGAUUUAGCACCUUGUCAACCAGUACCUCUUCAAUUAACACCUCAACCAACGCGUCCUCAAUUAGUGCCUGCUCAAUUAACACUUCCUCAACCAACACGCCCUCAAUUAGCACCUCCUCAAACAACAUCUCUUCAAUUAGCACCUCAACCAACACGUCCUCAAUCAGCAUCUCUUCAAUUAGCACAUUCUCAACCGACACGUCCUCAACCGAUACAUCCUCAGGUUCAACCUCAACCUCAACUAGUACCUCCUUUAACACUCCCUCAAUCAACACACCCUCAAUUAGUUCCUGCUCAAUCAACACUCCCUCAACCAACACGUCCUCAAUUAGUACCUUCUCAAUUAACAUCUGAAUCAAUACGUUCUCAAUUAGUACCUCCUCAAUCGGUACCUUUUCAAUCAGCACUCCCUCAACCAACACGGUCUCAAUUAGUAUCUUCUAUAUUAACAUAUCAACUAACACAUCCUCAAUUACCUUCUCAAUUAACUUCUCAUUCAAUACGUCCUCAAUUAGCACCUCAAUCAACAUUCAAAUCGCCAUCAUAUAAUACCGCUCCUAGACAUACGUAUCUCUCACGCAGAGCAAAUGCACCAGUUGCACCGGUCGGGAUUAAUACUCCAAAUAUUAACCACGAUUUCACAAAUUUAAUACAAAUUACGGUAAAACGUAUCUGCGCCCACAUCGGAUACUGUCGCGAAUUUAUUCGAUCCAAGCGUCUAAGUAUGCAUACAAGAAGUACUUUCACAGAAUACGCACAACAAAUGUGUACGUAUAUAAAGCAAAUAGCCCAAGAUAUGAAACAGUUGAUGGUAUGGUUGUGCACGAACGAUGUUGAAUGUGCUAUAACUUUCGUCAAUCAAUAUAUGCAAAUAAAUCAACCAAUAACACUGAUGGAAUUUAACAGUUAUGCUGAUCUCAUACAAUCUUAUAUGAUUUAUAUCACACAAACCUUACAACAGAACAAUGCAAAAUCUAACGCAUCACAACAUUCGAACAUUGGCGCAUCAGUUCCGAAUACAUCAAUGCCGAGCGUUAACGCACAGCCAUUUUCGAGAGGUGCUUCAUAUCCAGAUGCAAAAGUGCCAAAUCGUGGCAAAUCCAUGCAAUAUUCGACAAUGCCAUGUCCGAUGCCAACGACCUCAAACGUCAAUCAGCAGCAAUUGUUUGGCAAUUCGGCUAAUUCUCCACAAGUACCACACUCGGGACAACCUAUGCCAAAUAUUCAUCAACAAUAUACAUGUCACGUACCGUCUGUGGUACCCUCACGUAUGCCGAAUGCUAAUCAGCAACAAUCAAUGCCGAGUGUUAACGCACAGCCAUUUUCGAGAGGUGCUCCAUAUCCAGAUGCAAAAGUGCCAAAUCGUGGCAAAUCCAUGCAGUAUUCGACAAUGCCACGUCCGGUGCCAACGACCUCAAAUGUCAACCAGCAGAAAUUAUUUGGCAAUUCGACUAAUUCUCUACAAGUACCACACUCGGGACAACCUAGGCCAAAUAAUCAUCAACAAUAUACAUGUGACGUACCAUCUGUGGCACCCUCACGUAUGCCGAAUGCUAAUCAGCAACAAUCUUUAGGAAAUACGAAUCAUUCGGUUCAAGGCCAUUAUAUGUCAUCGGCAGGUGUAUCGAAUGUUCAACAGGUUUUUGUAAAUACUAGUAACAUUUCAUCAUCGAAUACUAACGUACGCUGGUGUGGACCAGUAAAUCAAAGAAAUGCAAACGUGCCUCCUGCCCAAUCUUUGGAAAAAGCGCAAUACAAUCGUUACCUGAAUUCAAACGAGCUUUAUCAUACUUUUGUACCUCAAUCUGCGCAUUGCAAUAUGCAAACAUAUUCCGUUCAGAAUAUUCAGCCAGAUCAAAACGUACAGCAGAAAUUGCAAAAAAGUCAACGCUUGAUACUACCCAAGGAUACAUCUAUAUGUACAAUCGAUCUAACGACUAACGAAAUAUCGCAAAGUAUGUCACAAAACGUGCCGAAUAAAGGAAUAAAAAUUCCCAAGUCACAAAGUAAAGAUUGCAUGCAAAAGAAAGCAACGUCCAUGAAUCCGCAAGAUUUAUAUCAAGGAGCCUUGAGCGCAUGUAACGUAUCGCAAAAUACAUCUGGUACUGCUCCGAGAACUUCCACGCAGAGAGCAACUAUUUUGCAAAAUACGAUGUCUAAACUAUACUCGGAAAAAGAUAACACAUUAUUAAUUUUACCAAGAAGCAGAUAUGCACAAAAAAACGAUGCUAUGUUCUCAAUUAAAGAUCUUAAUUAUAAUUUUAAUCCGGCGGUUCUAACAGACAUUCAGAAAAUUAUAUUGCGUGAUCAAAUACGUUCGUAUUUCUACAUGUCGGACCAAUUGAAAUAUUCGCUUAAUGAGCAAGAAUUUAAUCAAAUACAUUAUGAGAGAUUAAAACUGUAUUACUUGUUUCAGAAUUUAAAAAAUUACCUACAAAACAUGAUAGAAAAAUCACAAACCACUGAGAAAUGUGUCGAAAAAGAUUCACAAAGCAGUACAUUACAAAACCGGUCAGUAUUACAAGAAAACACAAUGCAAACAUUCGUAGACAAGUUAGCGAAGAUUCAAUCUAAUCGAGAUAAUAAGAAUAGUUCAGCGUGUAAUAGGAAUUUAGAAAAGCAAUCUUCGGACCAAAGUAUUGAUUCGAAUAUUUCGAAAAAUUCGAGACCAACGGUGAUAAAGAAUAAUUUAGAAGAGCGAAAUGAAGAGUCAUUCUUUACGCCGGAGUUUGCGAUAGCUAAGGGACCACUUAUAAAAGACACAAGACUACAAGAGCAGAAUAAUGAUACACUAAUGAAAAAAUUCCAAAAAAGCUCAUUGGCUAAUAUGGAAAAACGGUCUGAGAGCUCAAAAGCAACGUCGCUAGGACGUUCAGAAGAGAAUAUGAUCACAGAAGUGUUUACCAAGAAUUCGGAAACAAAAACGCAAGAUAACGCAAAAAUUAACGAGUCUUUGAAAGCAUCGUGGCCAGGACAUACAAGGACACCAGAAGAGAAUUCUAUUACAGAGGUGUCUGCUAAGAAUUCGGAAACGGAAGCACAAGAUAACGCAAAAAUUAACGAGUCUUUAAAAACAGCAAGUUUAUUCGGCAAGCAAUUCCCCAAAUUAAGCUUUCUUGCACAACGUUCAUUGAAUUCAUUACAGGAUGCGUUAACUGAGAAAAUGGAAGAUCAACCAGAAAUUGCGAAGAGAUAUAAUGCAAACGAAAAAUCUAAUAAUGUGGGAACGGAAAGCAUACAUAAAACUUCUAACGUAGCAAUAUUAAAUAAUAGCGGAGGAAACGAUGCGACAUCACGAUCCCCAUAUAAUACAGAAGAUCAAAGUAAAGAAGUAUAUAAUGCCAGUAAUGAAAUAUCUAGUGAAAAAUUACAAGCUGGAAUGCGUGAUGAUGUCAACGAGAAUAUUGAAAUAUUAAAUUCCACAGAGAUACAGGCUGAUCCAUUGAAUACAUCGCGUGAUUCAUCUCCGACUUUAAACAACAUAUGGCGAUCGACAUCUCCAUUAAAAACAUCCGAAUCUACGGAAAUAUCACAGAUACAUACCACACACGAGAAACAUGCCGAAACAAUAUCAACGUAUUUAAAUGAACAGCAAGAAGAUUCUAUGGACAAACAAAGUAGUAAUUCUAGCGAAGAAACAUACGAUAGAGCAUCUGAUUCUGAUUCUGAUUCUGAUUCUGGGAAGCUGUAUAUUGAUGAAAGUGUGGGAGAAUCACAGGAGCAAGAGCAAUGUGAUAAGGUAUCGUGUUCUGAAAAAAAUAACUCAAGUAUGUCGCAAUGUUCAGUAUGGUCAAAAUGCGAUUCUACAGUAAAGCCAUUAUCUGUUCUGAAAAACAUGGUAGCUGAUUCAUCUCAAGAUUUUGUAACCGAAGCACAAAAUAUUGAAACACUUAACGAAGAACCAUUAGAAGUAAAUAAGAUACUGCUACAAGAAAUACCAUCAAAGUUUAAAGAUGAAUGGAACAUGGCGGAAAGUACGAUACAAUCGAUCGAUACCAUAAAAGAAUCUGAAGAUAUAAAAGAAGAUAGCAGGCAAUCGCUAUUAGAAGUAGAGGAGAUGCAUCUUGAGGAAAUGUCAUCGAAAUUUGAA